Gekko japonicus is the source of this 2115-nucleotide messenger RNA. Its product is annotated as zinc finger protein 777-like. The transcript has 7 exons. Lineage: Eukaryota; Metazoa; Chordata; Lepidosauria; Squamata; Gekkonidae. The record is from RefSeq and is a predicted model, not a curated record. Gene Ontology annotation, biological process: regulation of cytokine production; regulation of immune system process; negative regulation of transcription by RNA polymerase II. The annotation marks the transcript as partial.
GCACCGGAACUGGACACGGAGUCUCCGCGGCGGUUACCGUCGCGGCUGUUCACCGACCCUGACCGGACUUUUGAAAGAGAAACCCAGACCGCCGAGAUUUCUCUGACCUUAGUAGCAUCAUUCCAAGCGAUGGAGAAGAAAGUGGACUCUCACGCCACCCGGCUGCUGGACCUGGAGGGCCGGACGGGGACGGCCGAGAAGAAGAUCGUAGACUGUGAAAAAACCGCCGUCGAGAUUGGGAACCAACUGGAGAGCAAGUGGGCCGCCCUGGGGACCCUGAUCCAGGAGUACGGGCUGCUGCAGCGGAGGCUGGAGAACAUGGAGAACCUCCUCAAGAACCGGAACUUCUGGAUCCUCAGGCUGCCCCCGGGCUCCAAGGGGGAGACCCCCAAGGUGCCGGUGACGUUUGACGACGUGUCCGUCUAUUUCAACGAGAAGGAGUGGGAGAAGCUGGAGGAGUGGCAGAAGGAACUCUACAAGAACUUGAUGAAGGGGAACCACGAAUCACUGAUCUCCCUGGACUAUGCAAUUUCUAAGCCGGGGGUCUUAUCCCAGUCGGAGCCCGGUGCGGACUCGUGUCUGGGGGACGAGCAGGACUCGGAAGAACAAGGCAGCCUCCCCGAUCCCACGGCAGCUGGCCUAAGGGUGGUGAUCAAAACAGAGGAGCCCCAUUCCGACGACUGCCCGGAAGACCUGGAGCGACACCAGAUGUCGGGGAGUUCAGAGGGGGAUUUCCAGGGCCUGGACCAAGACGCCCCCUGCGAGAGUCCGUACAGCGCGACGCCGCCUCCUGGAAACUUUGCAGGGAACAGCCUGGAGGAAGUGAGCGAGUACGGGGGUUUUGGGGAAAUCAAGAGAGUCACUGUGCAACACGGAAGCUGUACGGAUGACGGAAUCGUGAUCAAGAUGGAGGAGGAAGAGGAGGAGGAAGAGGAGGAGGAGGAGGAAGACCCCGUGAACUUAGAGCCCCGCGGCCUCUUCUCUUCGCGAGCCGAGCCCCCGUGCUCGCUGAAUUGCAACCCAGAGGCGAUUCGGGAAGACCAGCGGGUCGCAAAGAAGCCCCCCAGAGCGACGGUGGGGAUCUGCGCCCCGCUGUGCGAGAGGGACAGUAGCGUGGAGGCGAGGCCGGUGACCCUGCAGCAGAGGAACCGGACGCGAGAGAGGCCGUACAUCUGCCCGGAGUGCGGCAAGAGCUUCAUGCUGCGGAUCAAUUACAUCAUCCACCAGCGGAACCACCUCAAGGAGGGCCCCUACGAGUGCCACGUGUGCGACCUCAGCUUCCGCAUCAAGCAGCAGUUCCUCCUGCACCAGCGACUGCACACGGCGCGGCGGGUCGCGCCUCCCCCCCGCCGCGGGGGGGCCUUCCCCGACAAGCGCAGCCUCAAGCCGCAGCCCAGGCCCCCUCCGCCCCCUGGGAAGCCCUACAAAUGCAGCGAGUGCGAGAGCAGCUUCAGCCACAAGUCGAGCCUGAGCAAGCACCAGAUCACGCACGUGGGCGAGCGGCCGUACUCCUGCGGGGAGUGCCGCAAGAGCUUCCGGCUGCAGAUCUCGCUGGCCAUGCACCAGCGGGUGCACGCGGGGAAGAGCGAGCUCUCCUUCAUCUGCCCGCAGUGCGGCAAGGCCUUCAGCCGGCCCUCGCACCUCCUGCGGCACCAGCGGACUCACACGGGUGAGCGGCCCUACAAGUGCAGUCAGUGUGACAAAACCUUCAGCGAGAAGUCCAAGCUGACCAACCACUACCGGGUCCACACCCGCGAGCGCCCCCACGCCUGCGGCGAGUGCGGCAAGGGCUUCAUCCGGAAGCACCACCUCCUGGAGCACCAGCGCAUCCACACCGGGGAGCGUCCCUACCACUGUGCCGAGUGCGGGAAGAACUUCACCCAGAAACACCACCUGCUGGAGCACCAGCGGGCACACACGGGGGAGCGGCCCUACCCCUGCACGGAAUGCGCCAAGUGCUUCCGUUACAAACAGUCCCUCAAAUACCACUUGCGGACACACAUGGGGGAAAGAGGGCUGCCCCCCGCCUGCCCACCCACCCACCCGAAUCCUUUUGGUUUUCCAGUUCAAAUGCAACUCUCCGAGGAGGACGGGAGCAACUGCGCCUUCAGUUAG